Messenger RNA from Cydia amplana, 3710 nucleotides. It is a transcript of the gene Liprin-alpha, whose product is annotated as liprin-alpha-1. The coding region runs from base 278 to 3664 and encodes 1128 amino acids. Gene Ontology annotation, molecular function: protein binding. Gene Ontology annotation, biological process: synapse organization. The record is from RefSeq and is a predicted model, not a curated record. The transcript is spliced from 26 exons. Gene Ontology annotation, cellular component: presynaptic active zone. NCBI's taxonomy places the organism in Eukaryota, Metazoa, Arthropoda, Insecta, Lepidoptera, Tortricidae.
CCAAUCCAAGAUGGCAGACAGGCCGUUUGAGCUGUGAUAGUACGGGAUUGUAGGAGUGUAAUUUCUAGGUGUGUCAUUCUAAAUAUUGAACUAGAAUGUCUCCCGAAUUCUUGACUAAAAUCUUGUACGAAUAUUCUGACAAUGUGAAACUACGUCCUCGCGUAUCGUGCGCUAGGUUUAGGUAACGUUUGUGCCGGGACAUAUGUAAAACGGUGAUCGAAUUGUGUUAUUCGGUGUGUCGUGUACGCGAUUUAUUCUGGUUUAAUGGUAAAUUAAAAUGUGGAAUAUGAUGUGCGACGUGAUGCCCACUAUAUCGGAAGACAGUAUCAGCCAGAGGAGUUCGCAGUUUUCUGGGGAAGAUGCGAAUUUCGAGCAGCUUAUGGUGUCGAUGCUCGAUGAGAGAGACAAGUUGGUGGAGAGCCUCCGGGAGACGCAGGAGCGGCUCGGGGACUCGGAGCUCCGCCUGAAGGAAGUGGAGAAGGAGCGGGACUCGUUGCAUCGGCAGAUCGCAGCGAACUUGCCUCAGGAGUUUGCCACGCUCACGAAGGAGCUCAACCAGGCACGGGAGCAGCUGUUAGAGCGAGAGGAGGAGAUCUCAGAGCUCAAGGCGGAGAGAAACAACACCAGGCUACUACUCGAGCACCUAGAAUGCCUAGUGUCUCGCCACGAGCGGUCACUGCGCAUGACCGUGGUGAAGCGGCAGGCGGCGGCCCAAUCAGGAGUCUCCUCCGAGGUCGAGGUCCUCAAGGCCCUCAAGAGUCUCUUCGAGCACCACAAGGCGUUGGACGAGAAGGUCCGGGAACGGUUAAGAGUAGCGUUAGAAAGGAACACAGCAUUAGAAGAAGAACUAGCGUUAACCAAAGAAGAACUGCAACAGUACAAAUCGGGUUCCGACUCGGAGCGGCCCAAGGAGAACGGUGCAGUCAGCACCGGCUCGCCGGAGCAAAACGGCGAGCAGCUGCAAACUAAGGAGGGUAGCGUUAACGGAGACGACAGGAAAACGACCGAGCUGCAAAACACAAUCGCCAAGCAGUCUGCAGAGCUGAGCUCGUGGCAGCGGCGCGUGGCGGAGUUGAACAACAAAGUCAGCGAGCUCGAGGAGCGGCUGGCCAAGGGGGAAAAGGAGUUGGCCAAGAAACAGGAGGAGUGCGUCAAGCUCCAGCGGGACCUGCGGGAGAACGGCGCGCAGAAGGAGGACCAGGAGGAGCGGAUAGCGACCCUGGAGAAGAGGUACCUGAACGCGCAGCGCGAGUCCACCUCCCUGCACGACCUCAACGAGAAACUCGAGCAGGAGCUGCAACACAAGCAGGCUCAACUCAAGCUCCAAGAGGAGAAGAUCGCCGCUAUCGAAGAGAAGCUGGAACUGUCCUCGCAGAAGUUGGCGCAGAUGUCCUCGCUGCCCGAAAUGGAGGAACAACUCAAGGCGCGCAUGGAAGCGCUCAGCCAGGUUGGCAUUGCCCAAGAGCGGCACGGGUCAGCCGAGGACCGCAUCCAGCGGUUGGAAGCUAGCGUGGAAGAAAAGAACGCGGAGCUGAUGAGGCUGAACCAACGGUUGAGGAUGAACGAGGAGCAUAACACGAGGCUCAGUGCUACCGUUGAUAAGCUACUCUCUGAGUCUAAUGAUAGGUUACAAGUGCACCUCAAAGAGCGGAUGCACGCGCUGGACGAGAAAAACGGUCUGACGCAAGAGUUGGAGAAGACGAGGAAGUACGCCGAGGAACUGGUGGCCGAGAAGCAGGACAUACUCAAGGAGUUGGCCAAGUGGCGCAUGGAGACUGAACAGCUGAAACGACAAAUGCUGCAACAAGAGAUAGCGUUUAAUAUUCAGCAAACUGAUGCCCUCACGAGGUCGCUCUCGCCGGGCGCCCCUCCGCAACCGCCACCACAAGCUAUCUUCCAAACUAAGUUGGAUGGGUCGUGGGAGAAGCUACAACAAGCUCACGUACUAGCCAAUGUUCAACAGGGCUUCGAUGUCUCCAGCGACGCGGAGAACGACGAAUCAGACGGCGGUGUAGAAGGCGGGCACACGGACGCAGCAGCCCUCGCGCUGAUGCUACAAGAGCAGCUCGAUGCCAUCAACACAGAGAUCCGGCUCAUUCAAGAGGAGAAACAGAGCACAGAGGCCAGGGCCGAGGAGCUGGAGUCCCGGCAGGUGGGCAGCUACGAGCACAUGAACGUGGUGUCGCGACGCGGGGACUCGCCCCCCCUCGCCGCUUCACCGUCGCGGCCGCAUCUCGCGCCCAUACACAAAUAUCAUACGGCGCCGGCGUCGAUGUCCCCCGCGCACGCGCACUACCGCCCCCCGCCGUCAUCCGAGAGCCUGCCGUCCAGCCAGGUCUGUCGCCGCUUUCAUCUGAUGAUUUAUUUACAGUUGUGCGAGGACGGCGUUGCGGCAGAAGGCGCCGAGUCGCCGCUGACGGCGCGCUCGCUGCGGCUCGAGCGGGCGGCGCGCGCGCUGCACGCCGAGCGGGAUCGACUGAGGACGCAUUAUCCCGCGCCGUAUGACUCCUCGAGUCAAGAGUCCCUCGGCGGCCUCACGGCGUGGGGCGGGGCCUCGCCCGGCCUCCCUCGAGGGGUUGCGGCCGCGGCCUCGGCUGUUUCAAUAGCCUCGAUGCAUCAGCAGAAGAAACGGGGUAUCAAGAGCUCGUUGGGGAGGUUCUUUAGCAAAAAAGAGAAGGCUGGGAUGCCGAUGCAGCAAGGCGGACAACAGCGAUCGCUGUCGUCCGCGUCUUCGUUAGGACUAUCUUCGUUAGCCGACGAUGCGCCGGAGGCAGCUCCCGCGCCUCUAGUACAAGACUACGCUCGCAAUAAGAGCAAAGACCGCGACUACCGACACGAACUACUAGGCGAAGCUAUGCGCGCAGGCACGCCCUUCGCGCUAUGGAACGGGCCUACCGUGGUCGCGUGGCUCGAGCUAUGGGUGGGCAUGCCGGCCUGGUAUGUGGCCGCGUGCCGAGCUAAUGUGAAGAGCGGAGCCAUCAUGUCGGCUCUGUCUGAUCAGGAGAUACAAAGAGAAAUUGGCAUCAGUAACCCCCUACACCGGCUCAAGCUACGGCUAGCGAUCCAAGAGAUGGUGUCCCUCACAUCCCCGUCCGCGCCGAGAGGGACGGCAUGUGCGGCCCUCGCCUUUGGAGAUAUGAACCAUGAAUGGAUCGGCAACGUCUGGCUGCCGUCAUUAGGAUUACCUCAAUACCGCACGACGUUCAUGGAGUGUCUGGUGGACGCGAGGAUGCUGGAACACCUCACCAAGCGGGAUCUCCGCACACAGCUCAAGAUGGUCGACAGCUUCCAUAGAACGUCGCUACACUUCGGCGUGGCGUGCCUGAAGCGCGUGGGCUACAGCGUGCGCGCGCUCGAGGAGCGGCGGCGCGCGGCCGAGCACUGCGCGCGCGACGUGCUCGUGUGGAGCAACGAGCGCCUGCAGCGCUGGCUGCUCAGCAUCAACCUGAAGGAAUACGCCAAUAACCUGGUAGAGAGCGGAGUCCACGGCGCGCUGAUCGCGCUCGACGACAACUUCGACGCCAACAGCAUGGCGCUCGCGCUGCAGAUACCCACGCAGAACACGCAGGCGCGGCAAAUUCUCGAAGUAGAAUUCGCGAACCUUCUCCAAACCGGUACGGAACGCGCGGCGCGCAUGACGCACGACCACCAGGCGGCCUCCUGACACCACACCAUGAACUAGGCAACCAGGUUACGCGUGUCGGCCACCG